UGCCCAAAUAUUGUCCGAACGCAGCAAUAUGAGUAACAGAGACGCAUGUUAGGGGAAAACACUAGAACUAAAUGGGAAUUGUCUUGUUUCAACGUAAAAAGCGUUCACAGCUGUAGAAGAAGCAGGCUGACGCACAUCAUUUUGAAAGAUUGAUUGCUUUUGUUCUGUUAGGAAGGGUGAGGAGCAUCCUGGUGGACCUCGGGAUUCCUCUGAAGAUGGAAGAAGAGCGCAGUCGGAAUAAAGAGCGUCUGGAGGCCAGUUUGACGUGGCUGUGUGAACUGGAGAUAUUGAAGCAGCGGCAGGAGAGUCUGGUCCUCGGCGCCCUGUCGCUCGGGGACUCUGUGCCGGGAUACCCGGCUUGGGGUGAUGUUGGUCCGGCCCGCAGCAGCAGAGAGCAGGAGCAGCUCACUUUAAGACGACAGCUGAAUCGACUCCAGGGCGCCCCCAGCCUGCUGAUGCUGGCACUGCAACAGCAGCUCAGUGAGUUGAGAUUGGAUACAGGACUCACAUGUGAGCAGAAUACAGAGGAUUUGGACAGUCCCAGUGCAUCAAGCUCAGGGUUUUAUGAGCAAAGUGAAUGUCUGUCUCCCCCACUGCGUUCCUGUUCCUCCCCAAACCUCAGGCCCAGAUCUGUGGAUGCCUACAUGCUGGACUGGGAGGGUCAUAUGGAGCCCACAGUACAUGCCACUCUGCCCCGCUCAUUUUCUGCUCCGUACCCCCCACUGGAGGGUAUUGCCGAGGGAAUAGAGGAGGAAGAAGAAGAUGAAGAAAGCCCUCACUGGGUUACAGAUCAGAUAGCUGAUGGGAAUGAAAGCCUUGCACCUGAGAUGAGCCUCAAUUCUGAUGCUGAGGAAGAUCCUGCGGUGAAAAUAGAUGAUGGCCCGACAGAAGAGGACAUCCAGCAGGCUAUGCGUGUGGAGACAUACAUCCUAGGGCUCCUACAGCGACGACACCUCAGAUCUACAGCAGAUCUCAACUCUGAUCCCGAUCAGUGGCAUGUCUUACACACAUACCCACCUACUUAUCCACAACUUGACCAAUCGGAAUGGCAAGAAUGGGCAACCCUUUCAGAGGAAGAGAAUGAGCAUGAAUCCCAGGAUAGAUAUUACGUGAACCUUCCCAAUGCCCAAACUGGACCGACUUCACUAAGCAGUGAGGAACCAGAAUCCUCUUUAGAAAUGGAUCAGUAUGCAGUUGAAGAAGUCUACGCCAGCAGCAGCGAUUCCCCUCGGCAUCAACCCGUUUACAUCAAACGCCGUCCCACAAUGUCAGACACCAUGAAACCCCACGUUCACACCUGCUGUAAUCAUACCUGCGUACCUGCGUCAUCAACUCCAGAGUCCCGUGAGCAACACCAGCCCAUUCCAUCUCAAAAGUGGGCUCUUCUUCGGUCACUAGCAAGAAGGAGUCCAGAGGAAAAGUGGACAACUCCAAGAGAGACACAAACCAAGUCGACCAUCCGCUCUAGGUCAGAGGACAGUUGCGUCUCUCAAGGAUGGGCAGCCCAAUCAGAGCACAAAUAUUACACGGUGGGACGGGACAUGGGCAGGCAACACAGUGAUGAAUUUUACCCAUCCGGUCAGCGGCUGUGGUGCUCCUCGGCAGAUCUCAGUCAAGAAGAGGAUGAGGGAAUAUUCAGAGAAGACCUGCACGAAUUCAGACUAUAUCAAUUACCCGCCAAACGCACUAGUGUUCACUUUGUGGAGCAGGACCAGAGGGUGCAAGAGCGGUCAGAGGCCGCUAUUGCACCGACCGAUGGAUCCGACUCCAGUCUGAGCGAAACUGUCUCUCCACGAACGAGUUCAGUGUCCAGUGACUCAGAUGAGAGCGGAGGGCUGGUAUGGCCUCAGCAACUGCCCCCUCGCUUGCCCCCGUCCCCCUCUUCUUCUUCGCAGAAUCCCUCCAAUGUCGUGGUCAAGAUUAAAGCCUCCCAUGCUCUCAAAAAGAAGAUCAUGCGAUUUCGUUCAGGCUCGCUUAAACUCAUGACCACUGUAUGAGUCUGGCCAUGAACAACUGUGCUUAUUUCAACUUUGAAACUCUUUUGAAACUACUUCUUAAGUCGUGACGUAUUGAAUACUGUUUUCGGGUCCAAGCCGAAUACUAUCUAACAUUCCUUUAUGAGCACUCAUUUAUAACACACCUUUAAAGAUCCAGUGAAGUGCUUUGAAGCGUGCAGCAUUAUUCUAUAUGUCUACAUAAUUUCAGUUGAAACAUGAAGACGGGGCGGGACAAUAUCAAGCAGCCACGCCCACUUUUUAAAAUAGCCAGUAGCGUUUUGUUUAUAUUACAGCUUGGGCCAGAGUCGUUGAACUCAAUAAAGUCGCAUUUGAUAGCGUUUUACAGCCACAAUCUCAUCCAUAUUGCUAUAAAAUACAGUGGGGGGAAAAUUAUUUGAUCCCCUGCUGAUUUUGUGCAUUUGCCCAUUGGGAUUAAGGUGUGCAGACUGGCUAGGCCACUCCAGGACCUUAAUGUUCUUCUUUUUAAGACACUCCUUUGUUGCCUUGGCCGUGUGUUUUGGGGUACGUACUGGGGUACCCAUCCACGACCCAUUUUUAAUGAGGGAAGGAGGUUCCCACCCUAGAUUUGAUGACACAUAGCCCCGAAGUGCAGGGAGAUGUCAUCAAAUUGUUAAUCCAUAUUGGCGGAAGUUGUAGACUGUAGGUUUUAAAUGCUUAUAUCUUCUAAAUGCAAAUUGUGUUGUUGCUUUGGAGCACACUAGCUUAUGCAUAAACUUAAGGCUAACAUAUUCAUACUGAAAAGCCAAAAAAAAAUCAAUUUUGAUUGCAGGGGGACAUUAAGCUGAGCUUUUCAAAACUCUUGGUGUACAGUAUAGUCUCUGGCCUCACAAUGUUUCAGACACCAAUAUUUUGAUGAUUUCGAACAAAUGUGUUCAGUAUCGAGAUGAGGUUUUGAUCAUGUUUGCUUUUGUGAUCUGACAGAGCAUUUGGACUCGGAAACUGACAUGUCGUCAAACUUUGUCAAUCAGAUUUAAAAGUCCAUACCCAGUUGUUUCCAGUUGCAUCUUUUUUCUUGAUUUUCACCUCUGUGAUUAUUUUAUUAAUAAAAGAUUUGAUGAGACACGACCACAAGAUGCUAAACAAACCCACUGGCCCACCAAAUCUGUUACAAGAUUAUACAGUUCUGGAUUUAUUAGGACUACUGUAUGUCUUUAUUGAAUAAUACAUCCAAAUGAACAUUCUGUUAUCAUUUGCUCACCCUCAUGUCAUUCCAAACCUGUACGACAUUCUUUAUUUUGUGGAGCACAUUGUGUUUUGUCCAUACAACUAUGUCCAAAGUCAAUGAUUACUAAAACUGUUUGGUCAACAACACUUUUCAGCAUAUUUGUUCUGCAUUAGUAGUGUAAGAACUAGUGAAAGAAUUUAUAUUUUGGGGUGAACUAUCCCUUUAAGAAGGACUGUGGGUCUGUAAUGUUUAUAAAUCACUUUCUUCAGCUUCAGAUUCUAAGGCAACACUAUAGCUGUAGCGUUUAGCAUUUCCCCUACUGGAUAAAGCCAUUUUAAGUUCAUUGUUCUUUUAAAUAUUAUGACAAGUCAAGGAAAUAGAGGGAAGAGGCAAUGUGAGAAGAAAGAGUUCAACAGGAUCAGGAAAGGACCUUGAGUCAGGACUUGAACUCAGGUCGUUUUAACACUAUGCUGCUAAUGAUAAUGUCACAUUGUCCACUGUUUAAAGCAAAACGGGAAUACUUUGGCUGGGAAUAUUUGAUCUCUUAACAAGUAAACAUGACUUACUGGUGACUCGGAGCAAUCUGUAGCAUGACGGAAGGAAUGCAUUCACCUGGAAUUGAUUUUCAUUAUCUUAGCAUUUUAAAGAGAACAGUUUUCAUGACUCAUCUCAGACACACACACACAACAGGAUGUUAAGCUAAUGGAAGCAUCCUUAUCAGUACUAUAUACCAUUUUGCCUGCCAUGUCUCAGGUGUUGCCUCUAGUUUGCACAUACGUUAUCCAUUCAUAAGAAUGAAGGCAGCUUGAUGCAUAUUUUGUAGCAUGUUUGUUAAAAUGCAUAUGUAGUGUACCGCAAUUUUUUUCCUUUAUUUUAGAGAUUUUUCAUGUAGCUUUUGAAAAUGUUUCUGCUCAUUGCAUGUUGUUAAUAAACUCUUUUUCA
Labeo rohita (rohu) is the source of this 4125-nucleotide messenger RNA. Its product is annotated as dapper homolog 3. Bases 216 to 1997 code for a protein of 593 amino acids. NCBI's taxonomy places the organism in Eukaryota, Metazoa, Chordata, Actinopteri, Cypriniformes, Cyprinidae. Gene Ontology annotation, cellular component: cytoplasm. The record is from RefSeq and is a predicted model, not a curated record. The transcript has 4 exons. Gene Ontology annotation, biological process: negative regulation of canonical Wnt signaling pathway.